Trypanosoma cruzi is the source of this 3429-nucleotide messenger RNA. RefSeq names its product NADH-dependent fumarate reductase, putative. Bases 1 to 3429 code for a protein of 1142 amino acids. The transcript has a single exon. NCBI's taxonomy places the organism in Eukaryota, Euglenozoa, Kinetoplastea, Trypanosomatida, Trypanosomatidae. Gene Ontology annotation, biological process: protein flavinylation. Gene Ontology annotation, molecular function: FMN binding; oxidoreductase activity. The record is from RefSeq and is a predicted model, not a curated record.
AUGGCAGACGGUCGAUCUUCCGCCUCCGUCGUUGCUGUUGAUCCUGAGAAGGCCGCACGGGAAAGGGAUGAGGCGGCCCGUGCCCUUCUUCGGGACAGCCCCUUGCAAACACACUUGCAAUACAUGACCAACGGCCUCGAGCUCACUGUGCCUUUCACAUUGAAGGUUGUUGCAGAGGCGGUUGCUUUCUCGCGCGCCAAAGAGGUAGCGGAUGAAGUUCUCCGCUCCGCUUGGCAUCUUGCAGAUACCGUUCUGAACAAUUUUAACCCCAACAGUGAGAUCUCCAUGAUUGGCAGGCUUCCAGUUGGUCAAAAGCACACGAUGUCUGCCACGCUUAAGAGUGUCAUUACGUGCUGUCAACACGUCUUUAACUCUUCCCGUGGGGUGUUUGACCCUGCCACUGGACCAAUCAUUGAGGCGUUACGUGCCAAAGUUGCAGAGAAAGCCUCAGUGUCGGAUGAACAGAUGGAGAAGCUUUUCCGGGUCUGCAACUUUUCCAGCAGCUUCAUCGUUGACUUGGAAAUGGGCACCAUCGCCCGCAAGCACGAAGAUGCUCGCUUUGAUCUGGGCGGUGUGAGCAAGGGCUACAUAGUGGACUACGUCGUGGAGAGGUUAAACGCAGCUGGAAUUGUCGAUGUGUACUUUGAAUGGGGCGGUGACUGUCGUGCAAGUGGUACGAACGCGCGACGCACACCAUGGAUGGUAGGCAUUAUUCGCCCGCCGUCCCUGGAGCAAUUGCGAAAUCCGCCAAAAGACCCUUCAUAUAUCCGUGUCCUGCCACUCAACGAUGAGGCUCUGUGUACGAGUGGGGACUACGAGAACUUGACAGAAGGCUCCAACAAGAAGCUUUACACUUCCAUCUUUGACUGGAAAAAGAGAAGUCUGCUGGAGCCCGUUGAAAGUGAACUGGCGCAGGUUUCCAUCAGGUGCUACAGCGCAAUGUACGCUGACGCACUUGCAACGGCAAGCCUCAUCAAACGUGACAUUAAAAAAGUACGGCAAAUGUUGGAGGACUGGCGUCACGUGCGAAAUCGCGUCACGAAUUACGUUACCUACACACGACAGGGCGAACGCGUAGCCCGUAUGUUUGAAAUAGCCACUGAUAACGCCGAGAUUCGCAAAAAACGUAUUGCCGGUUCUCUUCCUGCACGCGUAAUUGUUGUGGGUGGUGGUCUUGCCGGGUUGUCUGCAGCCAUCGAGGCCACCGCCUGCGGAGCCCAAGUCAUCCUCCUGGAGAAGGAACCGAAGGUUGGUGGCAACAGCGCCAAGGCAACGUCCGGCAUCAAUGGCUGGGGCACACGCGCACAGGCAGAGCAGGAUGUCUAUGACAGCGGGAAGUACUUUGAGCGCGAUACGCACAAAUCGGGUCUCGGCGGCAGCACCGACCCCGGUCUGGUGCGCACACUCUCCGUAAAGAGCGGGGAUGCCAUUUCUUGGCUUUCGUCGCUUGGCGUUCCACUGACAGUGCUUUCGCAGCUUGGCGGGCACAGCCGCAAGCGCACGCACCGUGCCCCCGAUAAGGCAGACGGCACUCCUGUGCCCAUUGGUUUCACCAUCAUGCAAACGCUUGAGCAGCACGUUCGCACGAAGCUGGCGGAUCGCGUGACGAUCAUGGAAAACACUACUGUCACUUCACUGCUGAGCAAGUCCCGGGUGCGCCAUGAUGGUGCCAAACAGGUGAGGGUGUACGGCGUGGAAGUACUGCAGGACGAGGGGGUGGUAUCAAGGAUACUGGCGGAUGCCGUCAUUCUCGCCACCGGCGGCUUUUCAAAUGACAAGACGCCCAACUCGCUUCUCCAGGAGUUUGCGCCGCAGUUGUCCGGCUUCCCCACAACCAAUGGACCGUGGGCCACGGGUGACGGCGUCAAGCUUGCACGUGAACUGGGGGUGAAGCUUGUCGACAUGGACAAGGUACAACUUCACCCGACAGGCCUCAUCGACCCGAAAGACCCCGCAAACCCGACCAAGUACCUUGGCCCGGAGGCGCUGCGUGGGUCGGGCGGCGUCCUGCUAAACAAGAAGGGUGAGCGGUUUGUCAAUGAGCUUGACCUCCGUUCCGUGGUCUCCAACGCCAUCAUUGAGCAGGGCGACGAAUACCCCGAUGCAGGUGGUAGCAAAUUUGCCUUCUGUGUGCUCAAUGACGCAGCGGUGAAGCUCUUCGGCGUGAAUUCCCACGGCUUUUAUUGGAAGCGUCUUGGUCUUUUUGUAAAGGCUGACACAGUGGAAAAGCUUGCGGCACUCAUUGGAUGCCCUGUGGAGAAUGUGCGGAAUACGCUGGGGGACUACGAGCAGCUCUCAAAAGAAAACCGUCAAUGCCCUAAGACUCGCAAGGUUGUCUACCCGUGUGUGGUGGGACCGCAGGGUCCCUUUUAUGUUGCCUUUGUGACGCCGUCGAUCCACUACACAAUGGGCGGCUGCCUCAUCUCGCCCUCGGCAGAGAUGCAGUUGGAAGAAAACACGACCUCUCCCUUUGGCCAUCGCCGUCCUAUUUUUGGCUUGUUUGGUGCGGGCGAGGUGACGGGCGGAGUGCAUGGUGGAAAUCGGCUUGGUGGCAAUUCGCUGCUGGAAUGCGUCGUCUUUGGCCGCAUUGCUGGGGAUCGUGCCGCAACAAUCCUGCAGAAGAAACCUGUGCCGCUGUCAUUUAAAACCUGGACGACAGUGAUUUUGCGCGAGGUGCGGGAGGGUGGAAUGUACGGAACUGGCUCUCGUGUGCUGCGGUUUAACCUUCCGGGUGCCUUGCAGCGUUCUGGGCUUCAACUCGGCCAGUUUAUUGCCAUCCGCGGUGAGUGGGAUGGCCAGCAGCUCAUUGGGUACUACAGCCCCAUCACAUUGCCGGACGAUCUUGGCGUCAUUGGUAUCCUGGCGAGGAGUGACAAGGGGACUUUGAAGGAGUGGAUUUCCGCCCUAGAACCAGGCGAUGCGGUGGAGAUGAAAGGUUGCGGUGGCCUGGUGAUUGAGCGCCGUUUCAGCGAACGAUACUUGUACUUUUCAGGCCAUGCGCUGAAAAAACUUUGCCUUAUUGCCGGCGGCACAGGUGUGGCACCGAUGCUGCAGAUCAUUCGUGCCGCACUCAAGAAGCCGUUCCUUGAAAAUAUCGAGAGCAUCCGCCUCAUCUACGCUGCCGAAGAUGUCUCGGAGCUCACGUACCGCGAACUGCUUGAACAUCACCAGCGAGAUUCAAAGGGAAAGUUUCGCAGUAUUUUUGUUUUGAAUCGCCCUCCACCAAUUUGGACUGACGGCGUUGGGUUCAUUGACAAGAAGCUUCUGAGCUCAUCCGUACAACCGCCGGCAAAAGAUCUGUUGGUGGCCAUCUGCGGCCCGCCAAUUAUGCAGCGCGUUGUCAAGACGUGCCUGAAGAGUCUUGGGUACGACAUGCAACUAGUGCGUACUGUCGACGAAGUGGAAACCCAGAACUCAUCCAAGAUGUAA